This is a messenger RNA of Ambispora gerdemannii, 1566 nucleotides long. Lineage: Eukaryota; Fungi; Glomeromycota; Glomeromycetes; Archaeosporales; Ambisporaceae. The record is from the annotation of a GenBank genome assembly.
AUGAAAUCAAAAAAAGAGAAUAGUAGUUUUCAAGAAACUAUUAAUCCAACUUCGCAGCCAUCAUUAGAAAAAACCUCUUCUUUCACAACAACAAAAGCCAAUGACAAUAACAAUAAUAGUCGAUUUGUUACACCUUCGGGAGGUGGUGCCCAAUUAGCAGUGAUCCGGGAUUCACCAAAUAAUCCGUUUGGACCUAUUGCCGUUUCAAAGGAACUAAUAUCAUUACGUGCUGCUGGCGGCGAUCCGGAAAUUGAACGUCGUAAAAGACGUGAAACUGUUAAAGAUAUCGAAGCAGGAUUUGAUAUAGGUGGCUUUAUGAUCUGUAUAAGAGAUAAUCAGAAAGUAAUCACGGAAUUGAAGUAUAGCGACGAUAUUAGUCCAAUUUCACACUCUUCGAAACUAUUAUGGCCUUCUAAUUUUCAACAAGAUGAUAGUAGUAUUGACUCUGCAAGUAAUAAAGACGAGUCACAUCAGCCAGUAACAGCAAUAAGUGCAAGAGAAGAAACACUUCAAAAGGAAGAAAAUAUGCUAAAAUCCGCUAAUGUCUCGUCUAGCAUGGGAAAAUCAGUUUCUUCCAUCAUUUCAACACAUGAAGAAGUUGCAUUACUCGAAAAAGAAAAACAUCCAGAAAUACUCAAAAAUUCAACUAAGAUCAUCCAAGGAAAAUCGACUCCAAUUGGGGUCAUCUCUAAAUCUGAUAACAACUACACACACACGGAAAUAGUCGUCAAUCAAAAUACUACAAAAUCUGACAGCAAUAAAAGGAAAGGAUCUUUUUUGGACAGUGAGGAGGAAGAUAACACAACCAACACAAAUAUUCGCAAAAGAAUCAAAAAGUCCGCUAAGAACAAACAAAAACAGAGAGAGGAAAAAGUUGCAGUUAAAAGAAAACGGACUGAAGAACUCGAUUACUCAAGCGAAAGUCGAACAGACUUUAACGCUUCAGAUGAUUCUUUGGAAGAUGAAAAAUGCAAGAAACGAGAAAGUGCUGAUCAAAAACCUCCAUCAACUCCUCCUGCUUCAAAAUAUUUGUCAUCAUCAACUCCCCCUCCCGCUCCAAAACGAGAUUCACCAAACAAUCCAUUUUUAGAUUACGACGGUUCUUUACGACAUCCCCAUGAAAGCUCAUUAAGCACACCUCCUUUAGAUUACUCGACACAUAAAGUUCGUGUCCAUGAAGCGCAACAUCAAAUGGCAUAUGUAUUUCGUGGAGUUCGAUUUCCCAUCCCAGCAACUUUUUAUAAUGAUGACGAUGACCCAAAUGAUCCAAUAGGACCAAUUCAACCACGAAAUCUUCUUGCUACCUUCCAACAACAAGAUUCUGAUGAUGACGACGAUUAUACUAAAUCGCGUGCAUUGGCCGACUCUUCCAAUGAUCCUCUUCUCGGACCCGAUAAAAAUGAAAUCGCAGAAGAUUCGGAAAAUCCUUUCGCUGAAUCUGAUGAAAUUAUUCAUAUCGAUCCUAAUGAUAAGACGUCAAAACGUAUCACCGAAUACGCUACUAUUGGUAAAUUACGCAAAAAUCCGUCGAUGAGCAAUCCAAAUAGCAAAAAGAAGGCCCAAUAA